Molecule: messenger RNA, 6572 nt
Organism: Apodemus sylvaticus (European woodmouse)
Lineage: Eukaryota; Metazoa; Chordata; Mammalia; Rodentia; Muridae
Gene: Ro60
Product: Ro60, Y RNA binding protein
Exons: 9
Coding region: 192-1808 (538 amino acids)
Cellular component (GO): ribonucleoprotein complex
Molecular function (GO): RNA binding
Source: RefSeq, a predicted model, not a curated record
ACCCCGGAGCUGGGGCGGAGCGAUGUAAGGGGCGGGGCUCGGGACGGGGCGGGGCUCGCUCCGACCCGAACCUGGAGCUUUCCUCGCUCUUUCGGGCCGCCGCCUAUUCCCGGUGCUACGCAGGGCUUCUGUAGGCGCCGCGGGUCCCGAGCAUCGCCUUCCAGGCACAGGUUCCCCGAGAAACAAGGAACAUGGAGGAAUCUGCAAGCCAGUUGCAGCCACUGAGUGAGAAUCAAGUCGCCAACUCUGAGGGCGGAUAUGUAUGGCAGGUCACCGACAUGAGCCGGCUGCACCGCUUCUUGUGUUACGGUUCUGAAGGUGGCACCUACUAUAUCAAAGACCAGAAGCUGGGCCUUGAGAACGCUGAAGCCUUAAUUAGACUGAUUGAAGACGGCAGAGGAUGUGAAGUGAUCCAGGAAAUCAAGUCCUUCAGUCAGGAAGGCAGAACUGCCAAACCAGAGCCACUGCUGUUCGCACUGGCCAUCUGUUCCCAGUGUGCGGACAUCAACACAAAGCAGGCGGCAUUCAAAGCUGUCCCGGAAGUGUGCCGCAUUCCGACCCACCUCUUCACUUUUAUCCAGUUUAAGAAAGACCUGAAGGCCAGCAUGAAGUGUGGUAUGUGGGGCCGAGCUCUCCGGAAGGCCGUGGCCGACUGGUAUAAUGAAAAGGGCGGCAUGGCGGUGGCGCUGGCGGUUACAAAGUAUAAACAACGGAAUGGCUGGUCUCACAAAGAUCUCCUAAGACUGUCCCACCUUAAGCCUUCCAGUGAAGGACUUGCUAUUGUAACCAAAUAUAUCACCAAGGGCUGGAAAGAAGUUCAUGAACAGUAUAAAGAAAAAGCACUUUCUGUGGAAACAGAAAAACUACUAAAGUACCUGGAGGCUGUGGAGAAAGUGAAGCGGACAAAAGAUGACCUGGAAGUCAUUCAUCUCAUUGAAGAACAUCAGUUAGUUAGGGAACAUCUGCUGACAAACCACUUGAAAUCUAAAGAGGUAUGGAAGGCUUUGUUACAAGAAAUGCCCCUUACUGCACUUCUGAGGAACCUGGGGAAGAUGACUGCUAAUUCAGUGCUUGAACCAGGAAAUUCUGAAGUGUCUUUAGUAUGUGAAAAACUGAGCAAUGAAAAACUGCUUAAAAAGGCUCGUAUACAUCCAUUUCAUGUUUUAAUUGCAUUAGAGACCUACAGAACAGGCCACGGUCUCAGAGGAAAACUGAAGUGGAUUCCAGAUAAAGAAAUCUUGCAAGCAUUGGAUGCUGCUUUUUAUAAAACAUUUAAGACGGUUGAACCAACUGGGAAGCGCUUCUUGCUUGCGGUUGACGUCAGUGCCUCUAUGAACCAGAGGGUUUUGGGGAGUGUACUCAAUGCUAGUACUGUUGCCGCAGCAAUGUGUAUGGUGGUUACACGGACAGAAAAAGAGUCUUCGGUAGUUGCUUUUGCGUGUGAUAUGGUUCCAUUUCCAGUGACUGAAGACAUGACAUUACAGCAGGUUUUAACGGCUAUGAAUAAAGUUCCAGCAGGCAGCACGGAUUGCUCUCUUCCAAUGAUCUGGGCCCAGAAAACAGGCACAGCUGCAGACGUCUUCAUCGUAUUCACUGAUAAUGAGACCUUUGCAGGGCAGGUGCAUCCCGCUGUUGCCCUGAGGGAGUACCGAAAGAAAAUGGAUAUUCCUGCUAAGUUGAUUGUUUGUGGGAUGACAUCAAAUGGCUUCACCAUUGCAGACCCGGAUGAUAGAGGCAUGUUGGAUAUGUGUGGCUUUGAUACGGCGGCUUUGGAUGUAAUUCGGAAUUUCACAUUGGAUAUCAUUUAACCCUAAGUACCAGAAUGAUCUGAGAGGUGCACUGCUGUAGUGGAUUUCAUCGAAAAUACACGGCUACUUCCCAGCUAGACACAGUAGUGAGAAAUGUCAUCAGUAUGGACAUGAUAGAAAUGUGCUUUGGCAGAAACGGGAGAAGGAAGGAAGGAAGGAAACACAUGCUGAGCCCAAAGGUGCAGGAACUCAGCUAGCUCUUGAGAAGUCUUCAGGAGACUGUAGCUUUCUCUAUAGAGAACUUCUUUUUAACAGACACUGUAAAAUAGUGUUUUACGUCACUGAAUCACACCUUUGUACCAAAAGUGAGACACAAAGUGUAAGUAGCCUCACAUCAUGUCACUUGUUUGAGAAGUGCUUGUUUUCUUAAAUGUCUUCAUUGGAAAAGGACAGUUUUGAUAAUGUCCAAAUACUCUAAGGUGCACUAGACCAUGUGACUGUGAUGGAAAUAAACCUCACCUGGUAAAUUUUUAUACCAAGGGGUUUGGAAAAACAAAGACAUUGGGUUAAACUAAAUUAUGAAUGAAUUUUAAAAAUUCAGAAUUUUCUAAGAUCAUAUGAACAACAGCUUUCUUAUUCAUUGAAAAUGAUGUUUUCCUUCAGAUGUUUAAUUUGUACUUGAUAGAAUUUGUUAUCAUUUGGCCAAAACAUGGUGGAAAUCCCUAAGGGACUUGUUGAGUUUAUGUAGGCUGAGGAAUUUGCUUUGUAGCCUUGUGUUAGCUGAACAACAACAGUGUGUCAUACUUUCCUGGGUAUUUCACAUAUUUAAGUCCCCCCUCCAUAAUCCUGAUAGGAGAACAAUUAAAACUCUACUGUAAAGACAUAGGUUUUCUGCACUCCUAAAUUUUUCUAAUAUUAAGUUUGCUUGAAGUCUUUUUAAAAUAACUUUUUUUUUUUUUUUUUUUGGAUUUGGUUUUUUCGAGACAGGGUUUCUCUGUAUAGGCCUGGCUGUCCUGGAACUCACUCUGUAGGCCAGGCUGGCCUCGAACUCAGAAAUCCGCCUGCCUCUGCCUCCCAGAGUGCUGGGAUUACAGGCGUGUGCCACCACCACCCGGCUGCUUGAAGUAUUUUAUAUGUUUGUCCCCUAUUCAUUUUGUGUCUGAUUUCUUAUUUGAUAAGAGUACAGAAAUAACAAAGCAAACUGGAUCCUUUGAAUUCAAAGGCAGUUUUAGAGUAGCCAUAUCAACUAACCACUUUAUGUAGGAAAUUUAAGAACGUAUUUUGUACAAAUUAAUCUUCUUUUGCACCAUACUAAAAUACAUUCUUUUCUUGAGCAAUUACAUGUUUUCACUGGGAAGCUUAACAUGAGAAUGGCUUAUUGAAACACCUGUAGUUUUUCUCUUGAUUUAGUAAUGGUAUCUAAGGUAGUUUAUACUAAAACUCUAAUUUUUGUGUAUUACUCUUUAAAUAUUAAAGGUUUACUGGGGGUUUAUAAAGCCCUUUCAAAACUAGUAUGUGUAGGUUACAUAACUUUGUAAGUGUUUAGGGGGGUGAAGCUCUUUAUUUGGGAGAGAAAUGGGCUUUGCUAGUGUGGGGAUUUGUGUACAUAUUUUCUUUUUCCUAAGAAAUUUAGUCUCAGAGAAUAAGAAAAUUUUCCCUUCAGAUGAUUUGACAUUAAUGAAGUUUAUAUGUAGCCAUUCCUCCAAGACAGCAACAAAUUUUCAGUGUUAUUAGCAAAGAUAGUAUCAGCUUCAGUUCUAAACACCAUUGCUUAUGAUGCUGUUCUGGCUUGACCACUGUCACAUCUUAACUAAUUCUGAUACAUUAAAGUUUCAUAUUCAAAUUGAAUUUAAGGUUAAAAACCGUAGUAAUUACAUGACAGCUAUUGAAUUCUUUAAACCCAGAAUCUAAGUUUUAAUAUGAUAUAACUUAUUAUGAGAUUUACAUGGAAUAUUAUAUAAAAGCUUAUUUCUUUUUUUUUUCUAUGCUACUUAAUUCUUUUAGGCAAGCAGAAUAUCUCUAGGAGCUAAUAUUUAACCCAUCAGGGAAAUAAGGGCCACCUACCCAUGACCCUUCUACAUUAUUUAGAUAGACCUACUUAAAUAGAUUAAAAUUGCAGACAGAGGCCAAGUGUGGUGAUGCAUGCCUUUAUUCCUGGGGAAAUGGGCAGGUAGACCUCUUAAGUUAGAGGCCAGUCUGCUCUACAUAGUGAAUUCCAGACCAGUCAGGGAUAUGUAGUGAGACCCUGUCUCCAAACAGAAAAAGGGUUUAAGAGAAAGAAAAAAAAAAGUCUCCACAGAAAGAACUUUAAUCUUCAAAUCAUAAAACAUCAGAGUAGAAAGAAAACUUAGAAAAAAAAUUGUAUUUGGUUGAUAACCAGAAACCAGCCUGGAUCUUCUGGAUGUUUAUGUGUUGGUUAUUUUGUCUUGUGUUGUGGCAGAAUCUCUCUACAUAGACAUAGUCAUGGCUAUUCUAGAGCUCACUGUGUAGACCAGGCUGGCCUUGAACCCCAAGUGCUGGGGUUAAAGGUGUGUGCCACUAUGCCCAGCGUAAGGCUGGGUGGUUUUGGAGAGGGAUUGGCCUCUCCACUCAGAUUCUGGCUUUCACUCUCUCAUCUGUGGGCCUGUUGGUUUAGUAAGAGAUAUAGAAUUAUGAAGCCUUUUACCUAAUUUAGACAUUAGGAAUUGAUGGUAUGCAUGAUUAAUUUAGGGACUUGUGAACAUGUGUGGUUUUUUUUGUUUUGUUUUGUUUUGAUUUGGAGUAAUUCUCAAAUACAAUUAUGUCUCUGCAGCCUAUGUUGCUAUGAAAUCUAGCCGCAUAGAAAGGCAUUAUUACCUCAUUUAGCAUAGGAUACCCUCAAGUGGUAAUAAGUUUUAUUUUCCAAAUUACCACUAGAGUGACUCUUAAGUAAACAGUAUGGAAAAUACUGCUUUAAAAAGCAAUCUUAAGAAAAAUAAAUGUUAUUUCCUAGAUACUAUGUAAAUAUUUCCAGGAUUUAGUUAUUAAUAACACAAAACACUGAUCUUUUCAUCUCACUGCUUUUUGAUUAGAUGAUAGUCCACUUACUAAAACUGUUACUUAGUAACUGUUUUCAGGGUGUGUUAGGAAAGGGGUGUGCUAGUAAGUAGAAUGUACUUCAUCCUUUGGAGCUUCUUGGUUUUUUUCAUGUGCUGUGUCAACCAGUUCAACAUAGGUAGUAAAAUUCUGCUCUCCUACAAAUUAGUGUAUCUUACUCUCAGAUCAUAGAGCAACAAGCUGCUUAAUAUUUACCUAAUAUUGAAACUGGAAAGGAGGCCUUUCAUUACAAGUUCAAACUUCAUUUUGAAUUAUAAACACUAAAAUGCCAUUAUUCCCUGAUAAAGAGAAAGAAGAAAUAUAUUCCAGAAAAAAGAAAAAAGAAAUAAAUGAAAGCAAAGCUCAUAGUCAAAAUAGCAACCUGCUGUUUCGAGCAAGCACUUGCUUAUGUUACUUUAUUUGAUUAACAACAAGUCUGCAGCUGACAAAAUGGCAGGUUGUUUCUCAAUUUCUUAGACUUUGACCAAAAAAACUAUAGCAAUGUAAAUUUGAAAAUAUAAUGAUCUUUAGAAGCACAGUAAAAGUACAUUUAAGCAGGAAAUGAAAGCUAAAUCAUUGUAAAUUCUUGGAGUUAUUUUCCUGUGACCUAAACAUUUUGUCCCAGGGCAAGCAAGAUAUCUGUUGGGUAAAGACACUCACCACCAAACUUGAUGAAUUGUUCCCAGUCCCUGGAACCCACUUGGUAGGAGGAGAAACCAGUUCCUGCAGGUUGUCCUCUGACCUUCCCAGGCAUGCCAUGGCACACACAUGUGCGUGCAUGUGUGGGUAGAAGUGAAAAACAGAUACUGCAACAGAUUUGGUUGUUGUGUUGUUAUGCGGUGUGCUUGUAGUAAACAGAACUCAAAAUGCAAAAUCUAGUCUUGGGUUACAUAGGUUUUGUUAGGGUACAAAUUGUCCUCUUUGAGAAAUGUCACAUAGCCAGAAGGCAAGAUCACAAAAGAUGGCAGGUUCUUUGUGACCGAGCAGGCAUUGACUCAGAAGCUGCUUUGUUCUCUUGAUGCUUGCUACAUCACCUCCAUUCCAUGGAAUAGUACUUCUCGCCCAUGUUUCUCUUUUGCAAAGUCGGCUCCCAUUUUUGUCUUUUUUCCUGUUAGAUCCAGUUGGGUAAUAAAUUGCAUGACCAGAAAGUCAUCCACAUUUUGGUUUGGGGCAAAUCUAUUGCAGGUUGUUUUUCGUUUUAUAUAAAUUUAAGAGUAUAUUUUUCUAAGUUGAAGAGAUGACUCACUAGUUAAAAACAUUGGCUGCUCUUCCAGGGGACCCAGGCUCAAUUUCCAGUACCCACAUGGCAGCUCAUAACUCUCUGUAACUCCAGUUCUGGGGAUCCCACACUAUUACAUAGACACACAUGCAGGCAAAAUACCAAUGCACAUAAAAAUAAUGAAUAAUUCAUUUAAAAACAACCUUUUUUCCAAAUUACUGAACUAAUACCUGGAUUGAAAUGUUCUCUCCCCAAAUCAAGUCAUAUUGUAGGUAUUUCAGAAAUGUUAUGGCCAUUCAAUAAGAUCAGUUAUUCAGAAUCUGUGUGUAACCACUGAUAAACACUAAAAAAGAACUCAUAUAUAAAUUUUAUAUAUAUAUAUAUAUACAUAUACAUACACACACACUCACAUAUAAGCAAUCUAAUUGACAGCAAUUUCAGAAAAUAACAGUCAUCCUCUCAGUUCUGUAAUUACACUCCUAGUUUGCAAAGUCUUUCAACCGAGUGUCCGUCCAUGCAUACAUACAUACAUACAUACAUACAUACAUACA